Messenger RNA from Rhizopus microsporus ATCC 52813, 395 nucleotides. RefSeq lists its product as uncharacterized. Lineage: Eukaryota; Fungi; Mucoromycota; Mucoromycetes; Mucorales; Rhizopodaceae. Bases 53 to 271 code for a protein of 72 amino acids. The transcript has a single exon. The record is from RefSeq and is a predicted model, not a curated record.
CUCUUUUCAGUUUGAUGCAUUCGUUUUAUUUCUCCUUUGUUCAUUUCAAAGCAUGUCUUUCUUUGACAAUGUUACUUCUGCAUUUGAAACCUGCUACAGAGGAUUCCAGUUCACUUUUGACACUAUUGCUUCUGCACUCAACUUCUGCCGGAGAGGGUUCUGGUUCGCCCAUGAAAUUAUCAAGAAAAAUAAUAAUCUGAAAUCGAUAAUAGUGAUUGUCAUGUAUAUUGUGUGUUUUCUAUCCAAGCUUCGGUAUCCAGGGCUGGUUUAAAGCUUGGUAGGCGAAUAUUCAAUAAAAAAUAAACCUUAACCUUUUUACUUCGUCUGAUGCACUCUAAAAUAACAUCAAUAAUAAUGAUUAUAUAUAUAUACGAUUGUUUAUGAGAGGCUCUCUG